UGUUGUCAAAAGUUGUGAGUCAGCUAUAAGUAUAUUAGUAAAAGAUAAACUUUUAAUAAAGGAAAUCCUUUUGAAUAGUGAUCUAAAUUUUUUAGAGAUUGCGAAAUUAAGAUAAAAUAAGUAAAACUGUAGAUAAUACAAGGAAUAGGUCCAGAAUUUCAUUCCUAAUCGUAGUGAGGGUUCGCGUGUGUACUGUCAGUGUAAGGUCUUAUGCAAAUCAGUAGAAGAAUAGAAGACAGUUGUGUAAUGUCAUUUUAUUCAAAAUUUGGAACACACUCUUCUUGAAAACUCAAUAAAUCGUAUGAAAGAUUUAAAUAAAUAAGUUUAAUAAAUACAGCGCCUAUAGUAAUGCUUUAUUAGUAGAUGGUUUUUGUAAAGAAUAAUAGAAAAUUUAUUCUACCACGAUUCGUAGAUUAGUGAUAACAAAAAUGGGCUGUGCCAUGUCUGCAGAAGAGAGAGCAGCCUUAGCUCGAAGUAAACAAAUUGAAAGAAACUUAAAAGAAGAUGGUAUUCAAGCAGCUAAGGACAUUAAACUUUUGCUGUUAGGUGCUGGGGAGUCCGGUAAAAGUACAAUUGUGAAACAAAUGAAGAUUAUUCAUGAGAGUGGAUUCACGCCUGAAGACUUUAAACAAUACAGACCUGUUGUAUACAGUAAUACAAUUCAGUCAUUAGUUGCUAUAUUGAGGGCAAUGCCUAGUUUAGGCAUUAUUUUUGUAUCCAACGAUCGGGAGCAAGUUAAAACAGACGCAAAAAUGGUAUUUGAUGUGAUACAAAGAAUGGAAGAUACUGAACCUUUCAGUGAGGAACUACUAAUUGCAAUGAAAAGACUAUGGGUAGAUGCAGGUGUGCAAGACUGUUUUGGAAGAAGCAACGAGUAUCAAUUGAACGAUUCAGCAAAAUACUUUCUGGAUGAUCUUGACAGACUUGGAGCCAGAGAAUACCAACCAACAGAACAAGAUAUUCUUCGAACUAGAGUAAAAACAACUGGUAUUGUCGAAGUUCAUUUUUCAUUUAAAAACCUGAACUUUAAACUAUUUGAUGUUGGUGGACAGCGGAGUGAACGUAAAAAAUGGAUUCAUUGCUUUGAAGAUGUUACAGCUAUCAUUUUUUGUGUAGCUAUGUCAGAGUAUGACCAAGUUUUACAUGAGGAUGAAACUACGAAUCGUAUGCAAGAGAGUCUUAAAUUAUUUGAUUCCAUCUGUAACAAUAAGUGGUUUACAGAUACGUCUAUCAUUCUGUUUCUAAAUAAAAAAGAUUUAUUUGAAGAAAAAAUAAGAAAAUCUCCACUAACCAUUUGCUUUCCAGAAUAUGCAGGUGCCCAAGAAUACGGUGAGGCAGCAGCAUAUAUUCAAGCACAAUUUGAAGCAAAAAAUAAGUCAACUACCAAAGAGAUUUACUGCCACAUGACUUGUGCAACAGACACAAAUAAUAUUCAGUUUGUAUUUGACGCAGUAACUGAUGUGAUAAUUGCUAACAAUCUACGUGGGUGUGGUCUUUACUAAGAAAAUUUUUCUACUUAU
This is a messenger RNA of Copidosoma floridanum, 1520 nucleotides long. It is a transcript of the gene Galphao, whose product is annotated as G protein alpha o subunit. Gene Ontology annotation, biological process: adenylate cyclase-modulating G protein-coupled receptor signaling pathway. The record is from RefSeq and is a predicted model, not a curated record. Gene Ontology annotation, cellular component: heterotrimeric G-protein complex; cytoplasm. Lineage: Eukaryota; Metazoa; Arthropoda; Insecta; Hymenoptera; Encyrtidae. Gene Ontology annotation, molecular function: G protein-coupled receptor binding; G-protein beta/gamma-subunit complex binding; GTP binding.